Messenger RNA from Lineus longissimus, 1879 nucleotides. RefSeq lists its product as uncharacterized. Gene Ontology annotation, cellular component: nucleus. Bases 50 to 1777 code for a protein of 575 amino acids. NCBI's taxonomy places the organism in Eukaryota, Metazoa, Nemertea, Pilidiophora, Heteronemertea, Lineidae. The record is from RefSeq and is a predicted model, not a curated record. Gene Ontology annotation, molecular function: DNA binding. The transcript is spliced from 2 exons.
UUCUACCUUCUUUAAAAGAAAUUAACUGGAUUUCUUUCAGAAAACUCCAAUGAAGGCUGGUGGUUACCGCCGAUAUAACCUUGAAUCUCUUGAAAAGGCCUAUGAUUUUGUUAUUUCUGGUGCUGCUGGACCAUGGAAAGCAUCUCAACUCUUUGGUGUCCCAGAAACAACAUUAAGGGACCGUGUUGCUGGGAGAAUAAGACCCGACACAAAGCGUUCUGGCCCUCCAACUAUCCUCGCCCCUGAUGUCGAGCGCACCAUGGUGGAGCAUAUUGAAGAUAUGGCAAGAAGAGGAUAUGGAUACACCAGGCAAGACAUCGUUCACCUCGGAAAUGACCUUCUCUUAUCAUUGGUAAAGACUACACCAACACAGAAGCCAUUGUCCUUCAAAUGGUAUUCCGGCUUCAUGUCAAGAUGGCCAAGUUUACAGUUACAGACACCAAGAUCAUUAAGCAUGUUAAGGGCUAAAGCCUUUAACAAAGAACUAAUUGACAAGUAUUAUAAUGAUCUCAAAGCUAUCCUCCAAAAGUAUAAUCUCAUGGACAAGCCUGAAUUGAUAUACAACCUCGAUGAGACAGGUGUGAAUACAGAGCACAACCCACCACGGAUUGUUGGCCCUGUCAAUGAACGCCUGCCAGCAAUCACAUCUACUCGAGGCGCGAUCACCACAGUUCUUGCAUGUGGGAAUGCAAUAGGGAAUGCUAUGCCCCCGUACUUUGUAUUUGCCGGAAAACGUGCCAACGCAGACCUGAUGCAAGGAGCUAUGCCUGGAGCAGCCUCUACUAUGAGUGAUAAUGGCUGGUCAAAUGGUACAGUGUUUAGAAAGUAUAUAACAGAACAUUUCCUGAAGUACAUCGUCCGCAGGAACGACCCAGAGCAGCACAUCAUCCUCCUGUAUGAUGGACACAAAAGCCACAUUAACUCUGAGAUCAUCAACUGGGCCAAGUCUCAAAAUAUAAUUCUGUUUGUAUUGCCUCCUCACACCUCACACAGAUUGCAGCCCCUGGAUGUGGCAUGCUUUGGACCUUUCAAGCGCGCUCUCAACAGGGAGAUGGCAAGCUUCUUGAGGACCAAUCCUGGAAGACUCAUCACCCGAUAUGACAUCUGCCCUAUGGUAUGCAAGGCCUAUCCAAAGGGCCUUGCUCCUGCUAACCUCAUCAGUUCUUUUAAGAAAACAGGGAUUCAUCCUUUUGACGCCACCAAGAUUCCUGAGAGUGACUAUCUCCCCAACCAGUCCGUCACCCAUCGUCCUACCACUAAAGACUCCAUCCACUCCCAGGAUGUCAACGCAGCUGAUAAAUUUCUCGCAGAUAGGAUACCCCGACCAACCACACCACCAACCAAGAAGAGGAAGAGGGCACCAACAUUCUUUGGCGCAAUAACCGAGGAUGACCAUCCAAUUAAUAACCAAAAGACCGGUGUAACGGAAGAAGAGUCAGCACCCUUGAUUGAGACUCCGGCCACUCCACUUCAGCAGACACCUGACAUCAUCCCUGAGCCCAUGGAAGCAGAUGUUGCAGAGGCUGGACCAUCGUCAACUAGGCCGACCCCUGAAGACCAUGCCAGCAGCAGUGAUGAUGACGAUGAUCAGCCAACCGAUCCAUCAAAACUUUGUUGCGUGUGCAAAAAGUGGACGCCACCUCAUCCAACAUACAUCCUUGAAAUUUUCAACUGGGCGGAAUGUGAUCACUGUGGCCACUGGUGCCACCUGAAAUAUUGCAGUCCUGUCAGGGUUGUCCGUCGCUCUGACUCCUUCCUCUGUCCCCACUGUAAUUAGAAUAAGAUUAUUAGACCCACCGACUUAACAUCUCAUCUGGGGCCAUCCACUUGAUAUCAGAAGCAUUUGGGGCCUGUUGUAAAGUUUUGGUUGUCCAAAUUG